Setaria italica (foxtail millet) is the source of this 1360-nucleotide messenger RNA. RefSeq names its product transcription factor BHLH094. Gene Ontology annotation, cellular component: nucleus. Bases 206 to 1021 code for a protein of 271 amino acids. The transcript is spliced from 6 exons. Gene Ontology annotation, molecular function: protein dimerization activity; DNA-binding transcription factor activity. The record is from RefSeq and is a predicted model, not a curated record. Gene Ontology annotation, biological process: regulation of DNA-templated transcription. Lineage: Eukaryota; Viridiplantae; Streptophyta; Magnoliopsida; Poales; Poaceae.
AAAUUUUUAUUUCUCACUCGCAUCGUAUCCUUCGGCUCUCCUCGGUUCCUCUUCCUCCGGUCUUCUCUGACCUCUGACUCCGCGCCCACGCUGCCACUGCCAGCCAUCCAGCUCCACCUCCCCCGAUCUGGCCGCCCGGCGCUGCUCCCGCGCGCGGCCGAAACCCUAGAGCUCCCCACCUCGCCGCCCCCGCCGCCGGCGGCGCAUGGAUCCCGCAGCCUCGUCUGUGGUAGCCGCCGAGCUCUGGCGGCCGCCGCACCACCACCACCUCGCCCCCGCCGCCUCCGGCCCGCACCACGAGGCCUCCUCCGUCGUCACCACCGCCGACCGGAGCAACGGCGGACGCUCCGGCGGCGGGUCCAGCCGCAGGAGGCCGCGACGCGACGCGCCUGCAGCUGAGGAGGAGCCGUCCAAGCUCGCCUCCACCUCCGGCACCGCCGCCGCCAGCGGCGGCGGCGGCGGUGGCCGGGACUCGGCUGACCCAGAAAUGGCAAAACGUUUGAAGAAGAUGACAUCUAGUGAUGAUAAAAUAAGGACAGAAGUUGAAACAAAUUCAGGCAAUGCUAGCAAGUCUGUUGAUAAAAAACCUGCACCACCAGAGCCACCAAAACAAGACUACAUCCAUGUGAGGGCUAGAAGAGGUCAAGCAACGGACAGCCAUAGCCUUGCAGAAAGAGCACGACGAGAGAAGAUAAGUGAACGGAUGAAAGUUCUUCAAGAUCUUGUCCCUGGAUGCAAUAAGGUUAUUGGGAAAGCAUCAGUCCUUGAUGAGAUAAUAAAUUACAUCCAAUCUCUACAGCGUCAAGUGGAGUUUUUGUCCAUGAAGCUUGAAGCGGUUAAUGCCCAUGUGAACAGUGCAACUGGGUCUUUCCCAUCUAAAGAUUUUGAUGCUCCAGCUCCGCCUUAUAGUACGGCACCUGGUCUGACAUUCGAUCCACACACACCAAGGGAAUACCCUCAGGCCUUGACAUCAGACUGGCUUCACAUGCAGAUUGGCAAUACAUAUGAAAGAGUGACAUAAAUAAAACAAGGAGACCAACAAAACAAAAUUCCUCGUGGUCGCUAAUAAAUAGUACCGGGAUCAAUCAAGUCCACGGACCACGGUGCUAGGUUUAAUUCUUUUUUCCAGGUUAUCAUGUCGCCAAAGUUCUUUUAUUCCUAAUUUGGGGGCAUAGUGCCAUAGAUGCAUUCCACGUUUCUGUAGGAGCAAGCACUGUCUUUCAUUAUUUCCAUCAGCUUCUUUGUACGGACUUUGCAACAUGCAUGUAUGAUGUAUCCUGGGAAGUUUUUGUAGCUCAGAUUGGUACACGAAAAGAUGGAAAUUCUGUUGUAUGCCUAUGAUGUUGCACAGUUUGAGCCU